AUGAGAACCGACCUGACCACCUUGGCCGCGGCCCUGCUCCCUCUGGGGGUGAGCUGCAACUACCUCCCUCUCAUCAGCUCUGCUUCGUACAGUGCAGUGAACAGCAGGGCGGAUGUUCUGCCCCCUUACAAGAACUCUUCGUACUCGGUCGACGAGCGUGUAGAGGACCUCAUCAAGCGCAUGACCAUUGAAGAGAAGGCCGGUCAGCUCUUCCACUUCAUGGUCAGCCAGGGUCCCCUCAACGAUUCGACCCGGGGCAACAGCACCGACACCAUGGUGGCCAAGAUGCUCCUGAGCCACUUCAACCUGUCGGGCGACCUGGUCGACGCCAAGGAGACGGCCAAGUUCAUCAACGAGGUCCAGCAGCUCGCCCUGCAGACCCGCCUCGGCAUCCCCGUCACCAUCUCGUCGGACCCGCGCCACAGCUUUACCGAGAACCUUGGCACGGGCUUCCGCGCCGGCGCCUUUUCCGAGUGGCCCGAGUCGCUGGGCCUCGCCGCCAUCCGCGACCCCAGCCUGGUCCGCAAGUUCGCCGAGGUCGCCCGCGAGGAGUACCUCGCCGUGGGCAUCCGCGCCGCCCUGCACCCGCAGGUCGACCUGGCCACCGAGCCCAGGUGGGCCCGCCUCGGCAACACGUGGGGCGAGAACGCCACCCUCACCUCGGAGCUCCUGGUCGAGUACAUCAAGGGCUUCCAGGGCGAGGAGAUCGGCCCCCGCAGCGUCACCACCGUCACCAAGCACUUCCCCGGCGGUGGCCCCAUGGAGAACGGCGAGGACUCGCACUUUGUCUACGGCAAGAACCAGACCUACCCCGGAAACAACUUUGACUACCACCUUAUCCCCUUCAAGGCCGCCAUCGCCGCCGGCGCGAGGCAGAUGAUGCCCUACUACUCCCGCCCCAUCGGCACCAAGUACGACCCCGUCGGCUUCUCCUUCAACAAGCAGAUCGUCACUGGCCUGCUCAGGGAAGAGCUCGGGUUCGAGGGCAUCGUGGUCUCCGACUGGGGCCUGAUCACCGACGGCGUCAUCCUCGGACAGGACAUGCCUGCCCGCGCGUGGGGCGUCGAGCACCUGUCUGAGCUCGAGCGCGCCGCCAUGGUCCUCAACGCCGGCGUCGACCAGUUUGGCGGCGAACAGCGGCCCGAGCUGAUCGUGCAGCUGGUCAAGGAGGGCACCAUCAGCGAGGAGCGCAUCGACGUGUCCGUCAGACGUCUGAUGCGCGAAAAGUUCCUCCUCGGCCUGUUCGACAACCCCUUUGUCGACCCCGAGGCCGCCGCCAAGCUGGUCGGCACCGAGGAGUACCUCCGCCUGGGCAAGGACGCCCAGCGCAGGGCCUACACGCUCCUGACCAACAAGGACGAGAUCCUCCCGCUCAAGAACACCGACGCCGCGACCAAGUUCUACGUCGAGGGCUUCAACGCCACCCUCCUCGAGGCGCGCAAGUUCACCGUCGUCAAGACGCCGCAGGAGGCCGACCUGGCCCUCCUCCGCCUGCAGGCGCCGUACGAGCCGCGCCCCGGCGGCUUCGAGGCCAACUACCACGCCGGGUCGCUCGAGUUCAACGCGACCGAGAAGGCGCGCCAGGCCGCCAUCUACUCGGCCGUGCCCACCAUCGUCGACCUCAUGCUCGACAGGCCGGCCGCCGUCCCCGAGAUCUUUGAGAGCGCCGCCGCCGUGCUCGGCAGCUUCGGCAGCGGCAGCGAGGCCUUUUUGGAUGUUGUCUUUGGCCAGGCCUCGCCCGAGGGAAGGCUGCCCUUUGACCUGCCCCGCUCGCAAAAGGCUGUCGAGGCGUCGAGGGAGGACGUGCCGUACGACACUGAGAACCCCGUCUUUAGGUUUGGUGAUGGUUUGAGGUAUACCCAGUAA
Pyricularia oryzae 70-15 is the source of this 1866-nucleotide messenger RNA. RefSeq names its product beta-glucosidase C. The record is from RefSeq and is a predicted model, not a curated record. Bases 1 to 1866 code for a protein of 621 amino acids. The transcript has a single exon. Gene Ontology annotation, molecular function: beta-glucosidase activity. Gene Ontology annotation, biological process: glucan catabolic process. Lineage: Eukaryota; Fungi; Ascomycota; Sordariomycetes; Magnaporthales; Pyriculariaceae.